GUUGCUGGGAAUUGAACUCAGGACCUCUGAAAGACCAGCUGGUGUUUUUAACCAGUGAGCCAUCUCUCCAGCCCCCCCAAAAUUAUUAAGUUUUGAUGUCACUUUUGCGAAGAAGCUGUACUGGUGCACCACCUAAAAUAAGCAUUCUGUGUUCCAAGAAACUCAAAAGAUGGUUUCAGCACAUUUUUCAUCUUUAAGAGUUGGAAAAUAUUUAACUGUCAACAAAUGAAUUCCACACUUGAACUCUGCCGCAUUCCUGUGCCACCUCCUCCUUUAGAAAACUGAUCUUAAGACAGAUAAGAGAAGACUAGAAGGAAGAUGCUGGGGUCAGAGCGAGCUGUUGUGGAAGAAUGGCUGUCAGAGUUCAAGGCAUUACCUGACACUCAGAUCACCAAUUAUGCAGCAACUUUACACCGGAAAAAAGCACUUGUACCAGCACUCUAUAAAGUUAUUCAAGAUUCAAACAAUGAGCUCCUGGAGCCUGUCUGCCACCAACUGUUUGAGCUCUAUCGUAGCUCUGAAGUCCGACUUAAGAGGUUUACACUGCAGUUCCUGCCUGAGUUGAUGUGGGUUUAUUUGCGACUUACAGUUAGUAGAGACAGACAGAGUAAUGGCUGCAUUGAAGCACUUCUCCUAGGAAUUUAUAAUUUGGAAAUUGCUGAUAAAGAUGGAAAUAAUAAAGUGCUGUCUUUCACAAUCCCUUCCUUAUCCAAGCCUUCAAUAUACCAUGAACCCUCAACAAUUGGAUCCAUGGCUUUAACAGAAGGGGCAUUAUGUCAGCAUGAUCUCAUCAGGGUUGUUUACAGUGAUCUUCAUCCUCAGAGAGAAACAUUCACUGCACAAAACCGGUUCGAAGUCUUGAGUUUUCUCAUGCUAUGCUAUAAUUCAGCUAUUGUGUAUAUGCCUGCCUCAUCUUACCAAUCUCUUUGUCGAAUGGGUUCCAGGGCUUGUGUGAGUGGGUUUCCACGGCAACAUGAGAAACAGUGGAAGGAAAUCUGUGGUCGAAUAGUAUUAGAUCCUGAAUUUAUGGUGCAACUUCUCACAGGAGUUUACUAUGCCAUGUAUAAUGGACAAUGGGACCUUGGCCAGGAAGUACUUGAUGACAUCAUUUAUAGAGCUCAGCUAGAGCUCUUUUCUCAGCCACUCUUGGUUGCCAAUGCCAUGAAGAACUCAUUACCAUUUGAUGCACCUGAUUCUUCACAAGAAGGCCAGAAAGUACUUAAAGUAGAAGUUACUCCAACAGUGCCGAGGAUUUCUCGAACUGCAAUUACAACAGCUUCAAUCCGUCGUCAUAGAUGGAGAAGAGAAGAUGGCUUUGACUUCUCAAACGAGGCUGACUCGAGUAUUCCUGGCUCCCCGAUCCAACACGGCUCCACUGACCUAGGGAUCAAACGUGUGCAAGAGGGGGAGGUGCGCAGGACCUCUGAGCAUGGCUCGCCGGAGCCCAACUCAGCAGCAGCCACAACAGAGGGUAGGACAGAGAUGAGGAGGCAGAAGGCAGUGAGGCAGUUGCUGGAGAAGGAUCCUGGCUCUCUGUCCCCAAGCAGAGCACCUUUCCAUUCUAGUGCUGAGGGUCUAAAUGGAGGAGAGGAGUCUUUGAACAUGAAUGAUGCAGAUGAAGGGUUUUCGUCAGGGGCUUCUCUCAGCAGCCAGCCACAUGGGACCAAACCAUCCUCCUCUUCUCAGAGGGGAAGCUUACGGAAAGUAGCGACUGGGCGUUCCGCCAAAGAUAAAGAAACAGCAUCUGCCAUCAAAUCCAGUGAGAGCCCUCGAGAUUCAGUAGUUCGCAAGCAGUUUGUACAACCAGCCGAUCUUAGCAUAGAUUCAGUUGAGCUGACACCGAUGAAGAAACACCUGAGCCUGCCUGCUGGCCAGGUGGUGCCAAAAACCAAUAGUUUAAGUCUAAUUCGGACAGCCAGUGCUUCCUCAAGUAAAUCAUUUGACUAUAUAAAUGGCAGUCAAGCAAGUACCAGCAUUGGGGUUGGCACUGAGGGAGUUACUAAUCUAGCAGCUACAAAUGCUAAUCGAUAUUCAACUAUCAGUCUACAAGAAGACCGGCUAGGUCAUGCUGGUGAAGGAAAAGAGCUCCUCAGCCCAGGAGCCCCCUUAACCAAGCAGUCUCGAUCCCCAAGUUUCAAUAUGCAGCUGAUAUCCCAGGUGUAGUUUUGAUGUCCCUUUAUUCUGCUCACCUUUUAAGCUGAACAUUUCAUUGUGCAACAUACUUCAUCCCACAUUGUGAAAAAAAAGAUGUCAUUGUAAUCAGAUCUGAUUUAGCUUAGGUAUCUUCAUACUGUAUUUUGUAUGGAAACAGCAAUAAGGUUUUCUUUUCCCUUUAACCUCUCUCCACCUAUUCUUUGUAAAUGUGUUUGUGAAGCAGUGUAAAAUGUUUGCCUUUUCCAUGCCUUCCUUUUUCCUUGGGUAAUGUGCAAUCCAUCGUAGGCUGAUCGGUCCCAUUUCAACACUGUGAGACUGCGGAGAUGUUAGAGGAAAUGGUGUAUAUGAUCCCUAUGAAGUGAUUCUUUGGCUUCUGUUUAAAAACAAAACGGGUUUGUUCACAUAAUCUAUGGAACUAUGAAGAUAACUGGAUCAUUUUUUUUCUUUCUUAACCAGGAGUGCCUCAGAGAUUCUGCUAUGACUUUGGACUUCUCUGAGUCUGUGCAAUUUUAUAUUCUUGAGAAGCUUGGGGGAAAGUGGUAGACUCCUGCAAUUGUUCAUUAAAAUGAGGCUAGCUGCCCCCUCCUUUAUCCCAAGGACAUACAUGUUUAAUUAUUGAGGCAUUUCAAUCAACUUGUUACCACCUCCAUUUGAGGAUGGGGCUCAAGCUGAUUGUGUAAUUGAUAAUGCACUUUCUCAAUGGCUCUCUAGUCAUUAACAAUAUGUCUUCCCUCUUCCCACAAGGACUUAAGGACAUUUCUGCCCUUAAAGUUUGAACUAACAAAUCAGAAACUCCAAGGGGCAUGUUGUAUUUCCUAGGAAUGAUUGACACUUUGGUGCUGGGGUUUUGUGGGGGAAGUAUGUUCUUUGUUUAGCUUAUGUGAGAUUGUAUGUGAGGUGAAGUUGUAAUUGUUUUCUUUUUUUUUUUUUUUCCUUUGUGAGUUGAUGACUGAAGUAGAAACUGUACGUCUUCAGGUAAAGAGAGGGAUUUCUCAGUCCACUUUCUGUGAUGUCAGACUAUUGGGAAACCCUUUCAGCUGCUUCCUAGAUGUACCUAAAUUCAGUCAGAUAUUGGAUAAAGAAACCUAAAGUCCUGAGGUCACAUACUCCAAGGAAAUACGUCAGGGACAGAUAAUUGGUUGAAAACACUGAUGCUUCAAUGUGACACAUUUUUAUAGAACAUUUCUACCAGAGGGUACUGACUUGAUUUCUCCACAAGGACCACACUGCCUUUAUGUUUAAUGCAAUUUGUGUGUCUUCUGAUUAUCUGCAAAGUUUCUCGUUUUUAUAAAACUUUGAAAUCAUGCCAGUAAGCUAGAUGUUGAAUGUAUGUAAGUAGCAUUUGGUAACUGCUAAGAGGCUUCAAAAAUGCAUUAUUGGUUUAAUUUUUUUUGUUGUGAUUUGAUUAGAUAAGAUUUUCUUGAAAUCUCUUCUUGGUCCCUUGUUUGAAAAUUAAGGGAAUAUAUUGGAAUUUUGAAAAUCAGUAUUGUGACUUCAACUCAAAAACAUCAGUUACCCAUGCCCUUGUACAUGUAGACAUUUAUGUAUUAUUGUGAAAGAAAAAUAUACUGCCUUUAUUGAAAGCAAGUGUUCUCUUAAUUGACCAAGUUGUUUUAUCUCUAUUUACAGUAGAAUUUGAUAAAUUAACCAGGAAAAUGCCUCUCAUUUUUUUCCAUACAUAAACCACCACCACUUUUGGGAGAGUUGUUUGUUUGUGUGUCUUGUUUGUUUAGAGGGCCUUGUGUUAGACUCAUCAUUGAUUGGAUUUGAUGCUCUAUAAAAUUUUUUAGCUCCCAUCAAAAUGGAAAACUAGAACCUCAGAUAUUACAUCAUUGCCAAAAUUUGGAGUAAAUCUAAAAUCUGAUUCAUGAUUUAAUUGAUUUAUAAUAUGCAUAUGUAAUUGUCACAGAUAUAUUUUAGUCCUUUCUUCCUACUAAUUUAACUAAGUGGUAUAAAGUAAACAAAAAAGUAAAACAAUGAAAACUAGUGAGGUAACAUGUUUUUCUAAUGUGCUAAACAGAACAGGCUUCUAGUGCAUAAGGAUGGUGUCAGUCUCUGUGCAGCAGCACAUGCCUGUGUAUGUAAGAGGCUAAUGGGCUCAAGUGCACAUAGGCUGGUGUUUAAAUCAAGCAUUUAGUUAAAGCACAAAAGAAUACCAAAUAACUUGGAAUUAUAGCAUAAACUAUAGUAAAUGCAAGAAAAUGUCCUUAAAUUUAGAAAUGUUAUAACUGUAAAGUUGGUUUUAAGAUAUUUUUUAAAGCCAGGUGUGGUGGCAUAUACCUUUGAUUCCAGCACUCUGGGAGGCAAAGGCAGGCAGAUCUUUGAGUUCAUGGUCAGCCUGAUCUACAAAGUAGGUUCCAGACAGCCAGGGCUUCACAAAGAAACCCCGUCUUGAAACCCAAAUGAAAAAUAAGUUCUUUUCAUCUUAAGAGGCUUUCAUUUUUGGUACGUAUAGAUUUUAUAUAUACAUCUUUAUUAAUAAAUAUUUCACGACCUUGUAACAUUGGCCGUGAUUCAGUCUCAAUAAAGAAAUCCUUCAUUUACAUGUUAUAGCAUGGUCUUGGAAAAAGUUUCCUUUAUAAGACAAUAGUUCAAAUGAAAUAUUAAACUGUCCAAUUUUCUAAGAAUCAUUUUAACCAUUGUGUUAAAUGGUUUAAAAUGGUUUUUGUUCAGUUACACAGCACCUGCUACAAAGUAAGCCCAGAAAUGUUCAUUCUUUAUCCUUUAGCAACUUCCCUUGAACACUUCUCAGCUUUCAUAAAGCUUGAUCCUGCUAGUAAAAAAAGACAUUUAGGGAAGACUGUUUGUUUUAUAUAAUUUUAAAAAAUGAUUGGUACCAUUGGUGCCAGGUCCAAUUAACGAUUACAGCAUCUGAAGGUUUAGGAGUUCUGUGUGAUUAUGGAUUUAUGUUAGUAAUAAGAAAACUAAAAUAUAAAGUAAAAAUUCAACUUGAAAAUAUAUUAAAAAGCCAAGGAAGUAAUGGUUGUCAUUUAAAAUCUUGUUCCUUUACUAACACCCUCACUUUUCCAAUCCAUUGUUCUGUGUCUGUCUAUUGCAGAUCAGAAUUUCUGUGCUAGGAGAGACCCUAGAGAUAAUCUAGCUGCUCUCUCUGCCAUACACACACAUUCAUCCUCAGGAAACUGAGGCUCAAAGAGGUUGUGAAAUAAGGUCCAUAACUAAGAAGCAGAGCCACAAUCAAACCUUGCCCCUAGUCAGAUGCAUAGCCCCGCCCACUGCCUCUUGUUAUCUGUACUUCCAUUUCUUUAUGUUUCUGGGUUAGUAGUUGGUAAACACAUAAAGUAUUAAUUCCAGAAAAAAAUGUAAAAUAAUAGAGAUGGGGAUGUGUCAAUUGUAGGUAUCUUGUGUAGCAUAUUAUUCUUUUCUAAUUUACGCCUUAUGAAUUCUCUGCCACAUAACAGUUAUAUGCUGCCAUGUUAUUUGUAUUUGUGGGGAUUUUUUAAAUGUAAAAUAAACCCAGUGAAAUGAUUCUGAUCAGUGUUUCUAACUAUUUGAAAGUGAUUUUGAGUCAGCCAGUUUUCAGUCACCAAAGGUACAUUGUGGAGGAUUACACAGUAAAGAUAAAUUCAGUUCCAUUCAAUUUUAAGCUAAAGGGAGACUGUUCCUUAUUGUGCUUAGGGCAGAUAAAAGCAAUAUUUUUAUUGUGAUUGAAAAGGGUUUGUAGUGAUUAUGAAACUUAUGAGUCCAUGAACAAGUCUCCAACCUGUAGACUAAAUUCCACUUAGCGGCUUUAAAUUUGUUAGAAUUAUUUAUAGACACCAGGAUACUAAGAAGAACUUGUUCAAAUUGUUUUGCCUGCACUAUUUGUGUGAGUACUUUAAUGCAGUGGUGUUUUCACCACCUCGUUUUAUGGGGUUCUUGGUGUCCAUUUUUGAGUACUCAAGUUGUUGACAAUCGACUGUCUCAUUUAAUUUACUGCAUGUUCACUUAUAAAUAAAAAUACUACUUUCUGUCUUUAUGGUAGGGUAGCCCAUUGUAAAACACUGGGAAGGAGGAGGACUCCAUUUGUUAUCUUGGAUUCCAUUAUAAAGGUUUUUUCUUUUUUUUUUUAAACCAAAAAAAAAGCUUAGUAUUUCAAUUAUAUAUUGUUUUUCAAUUUAAAGAGAAUAAUAUGUGAUGUUGAUGACCAGAUAUUCUACAGGACUUUGAGAGCAGCUUUUCUGCACUGUGGUUGUAUGAUGCAGUUGGAGUAAGAGGCUUUCCUCUUUGAUGCAAAAUGGCUGUCAUUGUUUUGCCACCAAGUUGCGUGAGACGCACGCUGAUUUGAAAACUAGCUAUUGACAGUUUAACCCUUAAACAUGAAAUACAGUGUAAAAUAAUACUAAUAAAGUCAUGAGUCGUCAAAUUGGUACAAUUUUCCAUGCUAAUUCAGUGAGACAAAUUUUGGAUUGUUUGUACUGUGUGACUAAUGGAUAUAUCACCCUGGGACUGAACUACACGGGAAUUACUGCUCGUAUAGGAGGCACAGCCCCACCUGCUUGUUCUCAUGUAGGUGCAUUUUCUCUAACCCUGACCAUAGAACCAUAAAAUUUCGCUCUUUUUUUCUCCAGUAUUUUUGUGAUAUUAACAUUCAUCCCAAGACCAAACAAUUCAGGAUACGGUUUCAAAGAGAUCUAGGGAUGAUGUGAAGUAGCUGGCAGCAUAGUACAGAAAUAAGAGUCUCUGUGUUUCACUUCUGAACUCUCAGAAGAUGGGUUCUUAAUGUUUACAGAAUAAGGCAUAUUCGUAUGUCUGAUAUUAUACUACAUUUAAUACGGUUUUACCAAAAAAAGUAUAAUUAAGUGUAUCUUAAGGUAUAAAUGAGUCUUUUUUAUAAAUUGUGUAUCUGGAGGUAGGUCUAAUAGUGUUUUCAUUUACAAAGAGAAAUGAACCUAAUUGGAUGAUCUAUCCCCAUCUACAGAAUUGGUAUGUGGCUUGCUGUAUUUGAGUGUAACAGUUCAGUGUUAAUCAUAUCAGGAGAUAGUCUUACAUCUUCAUCAAUUAUAAAAAUUACCAAAGAAAAUUUACUGACCAAAAUCAUUUUUAAAUCAUCUAUUGACAUGUAGCCCCUUUAAUGUAAUGAUUGCUAAAACCCCAAUGGAAACAAAUAAUAAGACAUUAUUUGAACUGGAAAACACAAAUAUAAUAAAUAGAUAUACAAUAUUCUAUUUUUUCUUACAUCAAUAAGGUCAAUACUCCAAUAAAAGUACCAAUUAAAGAAUAAGUCUAAAUUUUAUUCCUUAUGAUGUUUUUAUUAAAAUUAAGGAUUUGGCUUAAUGUAAAUGCAAAGGGGGAACCUCCUUAAAUUGAUAUGUUAUAUUUUAUGGGUUGUUUAGAUAAAAUUAUUGGAAAAUACUACUUAAUGGGUGGUAGUAGUAGCAUUUAUUUCUAGUAUAAUAUUAGCUAAACUGUUGUGGUUAGUUUACACUGAUUUAUGUAGGUGCUCACUCUUACUGCUUUUUUCUUUGCAUUAAUAACAUGAUUGAGCUAAAGGAAGCUAAAAUAUGCACUUCUAAAAUAUGGAGGCCAAAAAGAUCUAAAGGGUUUAAUCCAUUUAAUGAUUUCUUAAACAUGAAACAAUUUUUUAAACCGCUAUUCCAAACAAGUACUUUUAUUUUUUUAAUAUCACAUUAUAGUUAAUAAACAUUGGACUGGGAAUGGUGGCACACGCCUUUAAUCUCAGCAUCUGGGAGGUAGAUGCAGGCAGAUCUCUCUGAGUGGAAGGCCAGCCUGGUCUACAUAAUGAGUUCCAGAAUAGCCAGAACUGCGUACUGAGACCCUAUCUUGAAAAACAAACAAGAAUGUAUUGCUUUUCAGAAGAAGAUUAGCUUUCAAAUAAUAACUGGUAAUGGUUUGGGUUUUUUAAAGUUAUAUUAUUGAAACAGAAUCCAAACGAUAUGCCCCAUGUGAUGUUAAAAAUACUUGUUUGAAGUCUAUCCUGUGUUUAAAAUUGGAUCUUUUUGGUUGUUCUAAGAAUUAGGCAGGCUUUAUUAAAUUCAGUUUAAAAUUGGUUCAAAGAAACUGUUUUAGCUGUGCAAGGAUUUUACUACCUUGGUUUUAUGUAAUGUGACUUCUGUAACAGGCAAAUAGAAUAUCCCACUUUCAUUAUUUGUUUCAUAAAAGGAUGUAUUAGAUCAUCUUAUUGUUUUUAACAAACAUCAAUUUAUAACUUGGUAUAAACUUCCCAGGUAUUGAGGGAUUCUGCUGGUGAAAAUUAUGGGCAGGCAUGUAAAAAGUAUGAUCUUUAUUGACAAAUACCCUUUCAACUUAGGACUAAUGAAAGAAAAAUAUUUUUCCAGAGCUGAAGAAAAAAAUAAAUGCACAUUUAAGAUCAUAUGUAUUGGUGCAUGUGAGCCAUUAUACUGUCUUAUUGAGUGGAUUAAUGCUGUUGAUUUUUGAAAUGUGAAAUGUAGUCACUGUUGAACUUGUAAAUAUCAGCCAGAGAUGAAAAAUAUUUUAAGUUAUUGUAAAUAAAGAUGUAUAAAAUUCAGUAUCUGUCUGCAAUGCAGAAAUACAACAUCUAAGAUGUUAAAUAUUGUGUCUCUUGAGGGAUGUGUCAUUUCUCCCUUGAUGUAUCUAGCUACAUUAAGAAUGUAAAUUUUUCUUUUGUACAGUAUAAAAAUACAGCUUUAUUUGGAUUUUAA
Messenger RNA from Mesocricetus auratus (golden hamster), 8795 nucleotides. RefSeq names its product family with sequence similarity 126 member B (gene Hycc2). The coding region runs from base 319 to 2163 and encodes 614 amino acids. The record is from RefSeq and is a predicted model, not a curated record. NCBI's taxonomy places the organism in Eukaryota, Metazoa, Chordata, Mammalia, Rodentia, Cricetidae. Gene Ontology annotation, cellular component: plasma membrane. The transcript is spliced from 13 exons. Gene Ontology annotation, biological process: protein localization to plasma membrane; phosphatidylinositol phosphate biosynthetic process.